CUGGCCCUGGGUCCAGAGAAGCUACCCGGGGCCGGGCCGGGCCUGGCCGUGGCCCCAUCCCUGCCCGGGGCUGGGAGGAGGGAGCCGGCUGCUGGCCCCACCCGAUCUUGGGGUGAGGGCACCGCCCUACCCGGGGCACCCCGCCCUCUGUUCUCCAUCAGGGCUGGGGCGGGGCUCCCGGCUACCUGCCUGGCCCUGGAGGGUGGAGGCUCAGAGCUGGGGACCGCGCCCCAAUUCCUGCCAGGCCCCAAGCCUCCCUCCAGUCCGAGGGAGGCCGGGGAAAGAGCCGGGGCUGCGGGCCUGGGAGCCUGGAGGACCGAGCCAGGCCGCCGGAUGUCGCUGCGCCUCCCCGCCGCGCGCCCCGGCCUCCAGGUGCCCGGAUUUUAUCUCCCCAAGGAACCCAGCCAUGUGGACUCCCAGCCGAAGACACCUCUGUCUGGCUUUCUUGAUCGUUUGCCUCCUGUCAGCAAUAUCCUUCCUCCACCUCCACCUAGAUCUGCUUCACAAUGCCCUCGACCUGUCUGUGCUGUGUCCAUACCGUGACCUGGCAUCUCCGGUGGCCAUUGUGUGCAUGCCCAGCUCACCGUGGGCACCCAAUGACUCAUCCCCCAGUCCCGAGCACCUUCAGCCUCUCUCAGGCACCUGGACCAUUUACCCAGACGGCAGGUUUGGGAACCAGAUGGGACAGUAUGCUACCCUGCUUGCCCUGGCUCAGCUCAACGGUCGCCAGCCUUUCAUUCUGCCGGCCAUGCAUGCCACCCUGGCCCCGGUGUUCCGCAUCACCCUGCCCGUGUUGGCAGCCGAGGUGGAGAGCCGCACACGUUGGCACCACCUGCAGGUGCAUGACUGGAUGUCGGAGGAAUACUCCCGCUUGAACGAACCCUUCCUGAAGCUGUCUGGCUUUCCCUGCUCUUGGACUUUUUUCCAUCACAUGCGGGAACAGAUCCGCAGGGAGUUCACCCUACACGACCACCUUCGGGAGGAAGCUCAGUGGGUCCUGAGUCAGUUCCGUCUGGGUCCCAAUGGUCGCCACCCCCGGACAUUUGUGGGUGUUCACGUCCGUCGUGGCGACUACCUAGAGGUGAUGCCUGAUCGCUGGAGGGGUGUGGUAGGUGACCAGACUUACCUCCAGCAGGCCAUGGAUUGGUUUCGAGCCCGGCACAAAGACCCCAUCUUCGUGGUCACCAGCAAUGGCAUGGAGUGGUGCCAGAAAAACAUUGACACCUCCCAGGGUGACGUGGUCUUUGCUGGCAACGGGCUAGAGCGCACACCAGGGCGGGACUUUGCCCUGCUCCUGCAGUGCAACCACACCAUCAUGACUAUUGGCACAUUUGGCUUCUGGGCUGCCUACCUGGUUGGUGGGGACACCAUCUACCUGGCUAACUUCACCCUGCCGGAUUCUGAUUUUCUAAAGAUCUUCAAACCCGAGGCUGCCUUCCUACCCGAGUGGGUGGGCAUUAAUGCCGACUUGACUCCCCUGAGGACUCGGAGUUACCGCUGGGAGAGACUUUAUGGAAUGAUCUGAUCCAUUUAGCACCAUUGGGUAUGGGUUUUCCAGGAAGCUCCUGCAUAAGCCUGAGAUGGUCCCAAAGCAGGUGGAUAUUGAUCAUUUCUAGAACAAUUCUCAUUGGCUAGCCUUCAAGAAGAGGGAAUGGCCUUUCUGGAACCAUCCCAAUGCUAGGAGCAGCCAGACAUUAUCUGAUAGCCAGCCUUGCCUGGCAGUUUCAGAAAUUUCAGUGCUCACCUGCUCUUCCUAAUUUGUAUCUGUUGUACUUCUGGAUGGCUGCAACCCUCCCUUCAUGACUGAGCUGGUUCUUUUUCUAGAAGAGAUCUUAUUUCUCCCUUGCAUCUUCAGAUAACAAAAGGAAGUCAGGAUUUACGAGUAGAGCAAGCCUCAGGGGAGAAAGAACAAUUAUCUGUUCCUGUACAAGGCAUUCCUCCAUUUUUCUCAUGUGUUUCUGGAGUUUCUGGUUUAUUCCAGAGAAGGCCACGUUUAAGGCCCCACGAAGAAUCCUACGGGACUUUCGCAGAGGCAACAGACAGAUCACGGAGAGAGAACCUAAUGAAGACACAACCAAAGCUCAACAGUCUACCACUGCCAGAAAGCUCUGGUAAACAAGUCAGUCCCUUACUGUGCUCCCCACAGCCUCUGAAAACAGCAGGUUGUAAGUAGAGCUUAUUUCUGUCCAGCCCUCACUUCCAAGAAAGCCUCAAAGAAAUUGUCUAGGAGGAAGGAAGAGGCUCAAAUAUGACAGA
Molecule: messenger RNA, 2256 nt
Organism: Perognathus longimembris pacificus (Pacific pocket mouse)
Lineage: Eukaryota; Metazoa; Chordata; Mammalia; Rodentia; Heteromyidae
Gene: Fut1
Product: fucosyltransferase 1 (H blood group)
Exons: 2
Coding region: 407-1525 (372 amino acids)
Biological process (GO): carbohydrate metabolic process
Cellular component (GO): membrane
Molecular function (GO): galactoside 2-alpha-L-fucosyltransferase activity
Source: RefSeq, a predicted model, not a curated record